UCCCCUCUCGGACAGGUUUUGGAAAGGCUGAAACCGAACCAUCCCUCUCACAGGCAAUUCAGAAAGGAGUGUGUGUGUGUGUGUGUGUGUGUGUGUUUGCGUGUGUUAGAGACACACAUACACAUUACACACACACAGUGACAGGGGGCUUUGUGCAUGUGUGAAUGUGUCGGUUGCCUUCUCUCCAAGUUAAGCCCUUAAGAAGAGGUGUGGUUCUUUCACUCUCUGUCUUCUCUCUCUCUCUCUCUCUCCCUCUCUCUCUCUCUCUCUCUCGCUCUCUCUCUCUCUCUCUCUCUCUCCGAUCCCCAAGCAGAUUCUCAUCGCAUGUUCUGUUAGUUUAAUUCUCCUCUGCUGCUGCUGCCGCUGUGAGUCUCAGGGCGUUCUCUUUUUCGCAUUUUUGAACACCCAUCAUCAUCAUCAUCAUCAUCUCUCCACUUCUUCUUCUUCUGCUUUCACUGGUCUGAGAUGAGUUCGAGCGCUGAGAUGGGGGAGGCCAUCGAGCUAAGCAACAAGGAGCCCCAGACCCCGGAGAUGAAUAAGCUGCGUCAGAGCCUGCGCAGGAAGAAGCCCACAUACGUGCCGGAGGCCAGUAGACCCCACCAGUGGCAGGCAGACGAGGAGGCCGUACGCAAGGGCAAAUGCAACUUCCCCGUCAGGUACCUGGGUCUGGUGGAGGUGGAGGAAUCCAGAGGGAUGCAUGUGUGUGAGGAGGCUGUGAAAAAGCUCAAAAUUAGUGGCAAGAAGACAGUGAAAGCAGUACUGUGGGUGUCGGCAGACGGUCUCAGAGUGGUGGAUGACAAAACCAAGGACCUCAUCGUAGACCAGACCAUUGAGAAGGUGUCCUUCUGCGCGCCCGACCGCAAUUAUGACAAGGCCUUCUCCUACAUCUGCCGUGACGGCACCACACGCCGCUGGAUCUGCCACUGCUUCAUGGCCCUGAAGGACUCGGGCGAGCGUAUGAGCCACGCCGUGGGCUGUGCCUUCGCCGCCUGUCUGGAGAGGAAGCAGCGCCGCGAGAAGGAGUGCGGCGUCACAGCCUCGUUUGACGCCAGCCGCACCUCCUUCGUGCGCGAGGGCUCGUUCCGCGUGACGUCAUCCAGCCAGCAGGAAGGGGGCGAGCGCGAUGACAUCAUGAAGCAGCUGCAGGACAAGAAGAAAGAGCCCCCGUGUACCAUCCCAGCCAUCCCCCCUGGCACCUCCUCACCCCCUGAGGGCGCGGCCUCGCCUGUGGGGCAGGGGGUGGAGCACGCCAUCCCGCGGCGCCACGCGCCCAUUGAGCAGCUGGUGCGACAGGGCUCCUUCCGGGGCUUCCCGGCCCUCAGCGGGAAGAACUCGCCGUUCAAGAGGCAGCUCUCGCUGCGCCUCAACGACCUGCCUUCCAACCUGCAGCGCAAGACCGCUGACUUCCAGAGCAAGAACCCAGUCCCAGAGAUGGAUCUGUCAGUGUGUGGAGAGGCAGACAGCAGCAUCAACGCUCUGUGCAGCCAGAUCAACUACUCCUUCACCAAGCCCUCUGAGGAACUCUUCUCCAACCCCACCCCCAACGGCCUGCCAGCCUGCACUGUGCCCCCAGCGAUCCCCCCUCCAGCCGCCCCCCUGCAAGCCACGUCCUCCUGGGUGCAAGCGGAGCCCCUGGUCCAGUCCCCUCUGCCGGUGGUCCAUAGCGGGCACAGGAGGACACCCUCAGAGGCUGAGCGCUGGCUGGAGGAGGUGGCCAAGGCCGUCAAGGCCCAGCAACAGACCCCCACCCUGCCCCCGCCACCCAUCCAGCUCACCCCUGCCAUUCCAGGUCCACCCAUGUCAAGCACAGCAAUGUCUGUGCCACCUAUGUCAGGUGUGCCCCUAUUGGGGGCAUCCAUGCCGGGGGCAACCAUGCCCACUUCCAUGCAGCCCUUUCCCUUGGCAUUUGAUGCCACUCCCGCGCCCGUGGGCAUGUAUGCCCAGCCACCCCUGCAGCCAGCGUUUGUACCCAUGCAGGCCUACAUGCCCGCCCUGGCCAACAGCAUGACGUACUCCAACGCCAGUGUGCCUGUGGUGGGCAUCACGCCUUCCCAGAUGGUGGCUAAUGUCUUCUGCACGGCAGGCGGCUCUACCAGCGGGACUUCCAUGGGCGUGGGCACAGGGCCCAAAAUGGGCAUGCUCAGUGGCGGGCACCGCCACUCUUUCUCCGGCCAGCCGGGCGGGUUCCCUAUGCCACCCUUCGGAGCUCAUCCCACCGUCAACGGCCUCCCCCACAACAUUCCCACCUCCUCCCUCGCCACCAUCACGCAGAACGGCACUAGCAGCAACGGCGGCAGCAGCACUAGCAGCAGCUGGCCACCGGAGGGCGCACAGCAGGCCAACCCGCCCCCAGCCAAUGCCCAGGAGGUUGAUCGCUUUGAGGCAAAGUGGGCCGCGCUGGAGACCAAAUCGCAACCCAAGGAGGCGCCCAACCCCUUCUCCAAUGACUUGCAAAAGACCUUUGAGAUCGAGCUUAAACUCGGUAUUAACCCAGGUCAGGCCACUGCAUAGACUAUGAUGAUACAGACCCCCAACAAGACUGAACCACUCCACUCCCCCCCAGCCCCCUGCCCCUAAAUGCUUUCACUCCCCCUCCUCUUAAUUUUCUCCUCCUCUGUUGAGACCCCAGGAUGUAAAUUGGGUCUGAAUGCAGGGGGGACAUGAUGACUGUGUAUAGGGCUCCUCACGAUGCAUUCCAUGGGAUUUCUAGCAUUCAUGUUCUGCGUGGGGAUCUGUGGAGGAGCCAGAGAAUAUGGACACAUCACAGGACACUUAGAGAGAUUACGUUGAUGUUACCCAAGCACAGCAAAGGCCCUGGUUGACUAGCCAAUGACACGACUCGAUGGUAGAGACCCCAAAUGAGGCGUCGACCAAUAAGAGUGACAGACAGUUUGACGGCCAAAAUGGUUAUAUUUAUUAUUUUUACUUAGAUUUAACCGUUAUAGUUUUACAUCUUUUAUUUAAUUUUUUAUCAGUGUUCAAAUGUUGUUUCUCCCUGUAUUUAUUUUUAUGGAACUGGAAAGAGGAGGGAAAUAACUAGCAACUGUAACUGUGGCAACAGAGGGAGAAAAGAGAGGGAGUGAGUCAUGACAAAGAGAGGGAGUGAGUCAUGACAAAGAGAGGGAGUGAGUCA
Molecule: messenger RNA, 3133 nt
Organism: Coregonus clupeaformis (lake whitefish)
Lineage: Eukaryota; Metazoa; Chordata; Actinopteri; Salmoniformes; Salmonidae
Product: numb-like protein
Exons: 9
Coding region: 466-2511 (681 amino acids)
Source: RefSeq, a predicted model, not a curated record